Messenger RNA from Phyllopteryx taeniolatus (common seadragon), 6920 nucleotides. It is a transcript of the gene dennd1b, whose product is annotated as DENN/MADD domain containing 1B. The record is from RefSeq and is a predicted model, not a curated record. Lineage: Eukaryota; Metazoa; Chordata; Actinopteri; Syngnathiformes; Syngnathidae. Gene Ontology annotation, cellular component: cytosol; intracellular membrane-bounded organelle; nuclear speck. The coding region runs from base 283 to 2793 and encodes 836 amino acids. Gene Ontology annotation, biological process: endocytic recycling; endocytosis. Gene Ontology annotation, molecular function: guanyl-nucleotide exchange factor activity; phosphatidylinositol phosphate binding. The transcript is spliced from 23 exons.
ACGCGAUGACGUCACUGGCGAUCUGACAGCACUUCCUGGAGUGAUGUUUGUUGUGGGAAAUAAGCACUGUGCUGCCCGACUAGUACUGGGCCCACAUUAACGGAACAAGGACGAAACAGACACCGUUCCCUUUCAUGUGGAGAUGUGGCAGCUUUCUGCAGGGGCCAAAUAAGCAAGAGGGACGCGCCGGGACCAGGACGAAGGAGGGGACAUUUGUCGGAUAGCGGAGAAGCAGAACCGCCAACAGACAGCACGGAGCUGUCGCGAUGCGGUAGCUAAAACAUGGACAGCAGAAUCAAGGAGAACCCAGAGAGAACAUUUGAUCUGGUACUGCAUGUGGCAUCUCCAACAGCUAUUAAUGGAGAUCCAACCGUGCUGUGGAGCUUCCCUCAGGACUACACCGACCAGGAGGUGCUUCAGACGAUACCAAAGUUCUGCUUUCCCUUUGACAUGGAAAGAGUCUCCCAGAGUCAUGUUGGACAGAACUUCACCUUUGUGCUGACGGAUAUCGACGGCAAGCAGAGGUUCGGGUUCUGUCGACUUACUCAAGGUUGCCGAGUUUGCAUAUGUCUGCUCAGUUAUCUUCCAUGGUUUGAGAUCUACUACAAGCUGCUGAACACCCUUGCAGACUACCUAACAAGACAACAGAAUAAUGACUUGAAUGACAUGCUCAACUCUCUAUAUGAUCUUCCUGUGCCAAAGCCCUUCACGCCAGUCAACCUGAGUGUGAAUGAGCAGUUGUAUAUUGCCACUGGGCAAGUACUGAGAGAUCAGCGAAGCAAGGCACCGCACUCCUACUUCAUCGCCCCGGAUAUCAAUGGACUGCCAACUAUCCCAGAGAGUAGAAAUCUGACAGAAUACUUUGUGGCUGUGGAUGUCAACAACAUGCUGCAACUCUACAGCAGUAUGCUUCACGAGCGGCGCAUUAUCAUUACCUCAAGCAAGCUGAGCACUUUAACUGCAUGUGUCCACGGUGCAGCUGCUUUGCUCUUUCCAAUGUACUGGCAGCAUAUCUUCAUCCCCGUGCUGCCCCCGCAUCUUCUGGACUAUUGCUGUGCACCCAUGCCAUACUUUGUGGGAGUUCAUCUUAGUCUGCUGGAGAGAGUACGCAGUCGGUCCCUGGAGGAUGUGGUCAUCCUGAACGUGGACACCAACACACUGGAGAGUCCCUUUGAUGAUCUGCACAACCUUCCCAGUGACGUGGUGUCCUGUCUGAAGAGCAAGCUUAAGAAGCAGUCGACAGCAACAGGAAGUGGCGUGGCGAGGGCCUUCCUGAGAGCACAGGCCGCUCUGUUUGGCUCCUACCGGGACGCCCUCCGAUAUAAACCUGGGGAGCCUAUAACGUUCUGCGAGGAGAGCUUUGUGAGCCAUCGCUCAAGCACGAUGAGGACCUUUUUGUCCAUGGCUGUCAACCUGCAGCUCUUCAAACAGUUCAUCGACGGACGGCUGGCCAAAUUGAACGCAGGCCGCGGCUUCACCGACGUGUUUGAAGAAGAGAUCACAGAGGGGGGCUUCUGUGGAAGUAAUGGAAAGUCCUAUCAGCAAUGGAUGCACACUGUAAAGAGAGGAGGAGCACUCAUCAAUACAGCAGUGACAAAGGCCAAAAGUCAUGCCAAGAGGGGCAUCCGGGACAUAAAAGGACGACUCAAAGCACGGGAGGAAGAGGAGGAAGGGAUGACAGUCUGUGCGGGAUCCCCCACCAGUACCAAGAGCCUGUCUCCAAGGCGACUGCAAAGGAUGAGACGGCAAAACUUCAAGAAGUCUCCAGUGAGCGUGGGCCCUCGAGAGCUUGGCUACGGGCUUGAUGACGACGAGCUGGACAGGGCUAGCAAGCUCUCGUCAGAGGACAGUGGUGAUGUCCCGUCAUACACGGAGGACAGCGAUGACUCCUACUCUUUGGAGCUGGACAUCGACUCCUCCCAGUCAGGCAAGAUGAACCUGCUGGAGGAGAUCCUGGACUCUCUGAACACCACCACGAUGGAGCAAGGCAAACUCAUUGCAGCCAAGAGCCUAGACUUCUUCAGAUCCUUGGAGGACUUGGACUACCAGGCCCCGAAUAAGGUUAACGCCUCUGGUGACUUUCAACCGUCAGAGGAAAGCGGUUGUGGCGGAGGCGGGGAUCAGGGGGGCUGGAACAUGGGUCAGGAUGACAGUGCGGUCCACGGGAAACACCUCCCACCGUCCCCGCGCAGACAGCCCAACAAGAGCAGCCUGAAGAAACCCCUCAUCCCCCCUGUGCCUGUAACAGAUGAGCAGUCCCGUCCACAUUCUCUACCUCCAGAGAGACGAGCGGGAGACCGCUUCUCCUAUUCACCCUCAACAUCUCAUCGGAUUACACCCACAACGCCAUCUCCAACUUUGUCUCACGCAUCUUCAAUUCCAAACUAUUCUCCGCUGCCGGCGGCCCGCGCUCAGACCAUUUCAGAGCCCCAAGCGAGCACUGAGCCCCCUCCGACGCAGAACCCGACCGGCUCCACCGGCAUCUUGAGGAGGAAGGUGCUCUCCAAGGAGACGGUGAGGAACUACAAGAAGAAGUCUCUGCAGAGGCAGGGAUGCAAGGAGACUAGGGCCAGGAACAGCCAUUCAGUGCAGGUACCCUGGGAGAAGGACUACAAGGAGGGGCUUCCGAGUCUGGAUCACUCUAAAGGCCCGGGGGCGACUUUGCAGGAUCGAGGCCUCCUGGAGGAGAUCGAGUCCAUGUGCUGUGUCGGACCGGUACUCCACAGUGGCCUGCAGCUCUCGCAGGUUCACUGCAAUAACAGUCACCACAGCAAAGCCACAGAAAACUCGUAACUUUCUACCGGGCAGUUUGAUUCUGGAAGUCUGCGGCAGCCUGCCACGGAUCCAUUUCAUGUCAAGACUUACAGAGAAAUGUGAGGACCUAGAGCUGGAGUCUGUGGGAACAAAACAGGAAAGACUGGCGGAGAGGAACAAGAUCUCAUCCAAGGGACUGAUUUCCACAACUUAUGCAAGAAGUAAAUGCAUAUUGGCAAGACGCUCUACAGGUGCAUCCAAAUAGGAUGUCAUAGCUAGGAAAACUUCAUUCAUUUCAGUAGUUCAAUUCAAAAAGUAAAUUUCACAUAUGUAGAUUCACUACACACUGUGAAAUAUUUCACAAUUUAAUAACGUUGAGGAUUAUAGUUUACGGUUAACGAAAACCCUCAAUUAACCAUCUCGAGAAAUUCUAAUACAUUGAACACCCGCAGCUGGCACGGUGCGGCCUGGUUAUGUGUUCUGUAUGUUUUUAUUGUUUAGGCUAGAUAGAAUCACUUUCAGAAGAGUCUGUGUUUAAGUCAAGCUAAGAUUGUCGCUACUGUAACCUUUAACGAACAAGGGGAAUAUUUAUAUUUAAUUUGGAUUAAUUUGAGAAAUUGACAUUUAAAAGGUUAUGGAUGGGGUUUUUGGUGCCUGAAAAUGACCUUUUUUGCAAUUUUGGUAUUCUCAGAGAACGGCUGGUCGGUACAAUGGAAAACUGGUUAGCGCAUCUGCCUCACAGUUCUGAGGACCGAGGUUCAAAUCCCGGCCCCACCUGUGUGGAGUUUGCAUGCUCUCCCCGUGCCUGGGUGACACAAAAGAUGUUCCAGUGUCUCUGAGGGGUUUUGUCCUUUGAUCCAGAAGAACAUCCCAUAUGUGUUUCCAGUCAAGUUUUGCCACAUGAAACCCAUCAGUCACGAACAGAAAACGACUUGGAGGCAGAGAAUUGUCAAAGAAAUGUUUUGGUAACCCAAUUGCUGAUUGAUUAAUUAAACAAUUAAGAGGUGUGUCCUGAGACUUUAGUCCACACAGCCUUCUGCAGAUGUCAGAUUUAAAAAACAUUUUUUGUUCUCAUUAGCAAUGAAAACAUGAUGGAAGGAAGGAGGACUUUGAGAGUAGUGCCCAUGUUGCAUUUUUCACACGUUCCAGGAAUUCAAAUAAGUCACAUCCCAUCGUCAUGGCAACGGUCCUCACAUAUCACUCGAGCAACGCACUUUUCGAUGAACAAGUAUUUAAACGGUCCUCGUGAGCCUUGGGAAGUGAUGUACAACAUUUCUGACACCACCCCUUAAGUGGACAUGUGAUUUGUUUGUCUGUUGAUUACGUGAAUCCGUAUCGGAGGUGUGAACGGUACUUUCGGCAAAUACGUCAUUUAUCCUGGAGGAUGACGUGCUGUUAAGCUGCUCUUCAAAGUUGCAUUCCAGAUAAGGAACUUGCAUGUCGACACUGAAAGGAAGGCCACAUGAACAAUACGUCUGAUUUUUCAUUUUUCAACCCUUUCUCCUCGUCCUCUAUUGAUGUCUCUUGCUCUCUGCUCAAUGUCAUUUCUUUCAUCUUGUCUUCUCUUCAUUUCUUUUGUUGUUGUGGAAAGACCUUUAAGCAUUUAUUCAAUAUCUGUGAUAUCCAGUUUGAGGCACAUGUACUGGUCUGCUGUUUUCUUCACUAGUUUGUUCAGCACAGUGAUAGAAUAACUGUCUUACUAGUAAAGUGACAGAACAACUUUGGCAUACUAAUAGGACAACUGCAUGUUACUAGUGAGGAAAAACUUCACUAGUUGAUAUAUGCUAAUACUACUGGAGUGGUAGAUGUUAACUCGUAGAAUUAGAAGUAAUUAUAAUGACACUAGUAUUACUAGUAGCACAAGGUCGUCAACUAGUGAGACAAAACUACUAGUGGGCAUUUUUGGGUCUACUAGUGGGGUUCAAGAGGCUACUAGCGUGGGACAGAUGCCUACCAAUUAGGCCUAGCUGUGUUAUUACACUGCUAAAAUGCAAAAUCUUAACCAAGUGAAUGUAUCUUUUUUUCCUAGUGAAAACAUCGUACUGUACUUUAAGACAGUUUGACUUCUUUUUUUUUCCUCUAAAUUUUUCAGACAAAAAGACUUAUUUUAAGCUGCAAGAUCUUUAAGAAUUUGAUCGAAUCAAUUCAUAAUAGUUCCAUUGGCAGAUUACUUUCACUGAAUUUAGGGACAAAAUGUCUUAUUUUAACUUAAUAUAAGAUUCUUAAAAGUCACAACUGUCUUCACUGUCUGUUUGUUUGUCUGUUUUCACAAGAAAUAAGAUGCAUUUGAUGGGUAAGAUUGGCAUUUUUGCAGUUUAGUGCAGCACAGUGCAGCAUACUAGUACAUGAACCUUAAGCGCAAUAUCACGGAUACGGAACGGCCUUUCCGCGUGUCCGAGCUUCCAGUCGCACACUGACGAUAGCGUGUAUGAUUGUAACGCAGCUCACACUUACAUGUGUGUGACGUGUACAGUGUGAUUCUGUGGAGAGAAACGCUGCAUGCGGGGGUUUGAGGCUGAAACAGGGAAAAAAAAAAAGAAGGGGGGGGCUUUUCCCUGUGCUCGGUUUGGUGCUAUUGUUGUGAUUUCGACCAGACGCCAGUCAGCCGGCAGCCAGUUGGCGGAUUGCUGCUGCCGCCGCCCUGUUAAUGUUUUGCUCAUAAAGUAGCCGGCCAGCGUCUCAACGAGCAGACGUCGGUAGUAGUAACUCCAAAUAAGGAAAAACUCCAGAACCAACUCUGCGGCGGCCCAACUUACUGACACACAUUAAAACACAAAGUGACUAUGCAAACAUUUCCAACUCAAAGGGUAAUACUUAAACUACUUGGGGGGGGGGGGGGCAAAUCAAGUUAGCUUCUAAUGGGAAUAAGCCACGUCGGGUGUUGUUUGUGUGUUCAACUGUGUGGUGUGCCUUAUAAAGAGUAUACCUGGUACAGUAUUCAAGAGAACGGUAGGAGUAUGCAAUGUUUAAAUCAUCAUGUGGUCCUUUGAUUGUUUCAAGAGUGAAAACAACUUUCGAGUGCUUGUGACCAAAUGACCUGAAGUGAACUCAGGCAAUGUUUUUCAGACAGGACGCACCUCCUGGUAUUUGAUUUCAUUUGUCUUUUGUUAGAUUAUGAUUCCAUUAGUUUGAUUUUUUUUUUUUUUUUUUUAACUAUUUCAUUUCUUUUCUCAGAACUUGGGUCAAAAGUAUUAAAAAAAAGGCAUUUAAAACGCUCUCAGAGGAUUUCAUUUCAUAACAAAAAACCAGAAAAAUAAAAUAUUUUCAGCUCACUAGACAUGUAUUUUUUACAUAAUAUAUAAUUGGUGUUGUGUGUUGAAAAUAACACCCAAUGUGAAUGUUUUAGAUAAUAUUUUUUGAAAGAGACUAUUUACAAAAGAGACAACAAUAUCAAAUGUAUCGCCCACGUUCCAGUGCUUACUCUUGUUUCUGCACGCAUGUUCAGUACUUGGAUGUAUCGUCUGCUCGGACUUUGCUCUUAUUUAAUGUGGUUCAUUCAUAAUUAUUGGUAAUUAUAUCAGUAUUUAGCAUGUCAGUCCCCAAACAAAACAAAACAAAACAAAACAAAAGAAUGAUGCAAAUAUGUUGGUUCUGCCUUGCAUUGGAUUGCGUUGUAGUAUUUAACAUCAUCUGCCUUGUAGGAGAACAUCUUUUUUACAUUUAUUGGCUGCUGUAAAUAAACCGUAGAGAAGAAAUGCGUAAGCGGUUAACUACUUUUGUGAGUAACGUGAAAACUUAUGCUGACUGUUUACACUAAAGCUAUACAAUGAUGAUGACUGUAGUGUGGGGGAGUUCGCAUUUCACUAUGUGGAAGAAGAGCCACCGCUCGGUGCUUGUUGCUAUUCUGCCCGCGCCCGAGUGUGCUAAUGUAGCAUUAAGGAGUGCAGACAGCCACAUUUCAUCAUGUAUUUUAACAUCACUUUCCGUGCGCCAAAAAUAUUCUAAAAUGCAACAUCUGUGUAGUAGAAGUAUAAACAUGAAGCAACAUCUUGUUUGGUUAUUGUAACGAUUAAGUUCUCUGGUACGUUCUGAUUUUGUACAAAAUGGCAUGUUCUCGUUGUGGAGGAAACGACUGAGGUGCAUCUCAUGAGGUGUUGAUGACAAACCUGGUACAACUGCACAUCUUGUAUGCACUGUGAACUGAAAAUAAAUGCUCUUUCAUGCAA